Lactuca saligna is the source of this 708-nucleotide messenger RNA. The record is from the annotation of a GenBank genome assembly. NCBI's taxonomy places the organism in Eukaryota, Viridiplantae, Streptophyta, Magnoliopsida, Asterales, Asteraceae.
AUGGUUGUACGGGGUAAAAAGAUUGCAAGGAAGAAAGGCGACAAGGAAAUUCAUAAUCUUUUGAAUCUUCGACAAGAGUUAGAAGCAAAUGACGCUGAUGCUGAGAUUGUGAAAGUCACUCUUGCAACUCAGAAGUCCCUCUUUCCUCUAUGGACUCUGGAAAGGAUUCAGAAGGAGGCAGUCGAUGAACCGAGCACUCAUUGGUUGGAGCCUUCAAUAUCAUUUCAGCUAGAUAACAUUGUUGACUCUCAACUUGACUUUCCGAUCACUCCUAGGGAUUUUCUGUUCAGAUGCUUUGAGAAGAUUGAGAGAGCUCCACUUUUUGAAAAUAAUACUAAUCAAAUGCACUUCUCUUUCUAUAUUAAGUAUGGAAAGCCGCAAUUCAAAACAUGGAGUUUGCCAAAGAUUGUUCUUGUGAAGGUUUAUGCUCCAGUUCCAACUGAAAACUUCAUCAAUAUCAAAUUAAAAAGGUUCAGAGGAACAAGUCGUGUGGAAGAUGAUUCUAUGCUUGAUGGUUUACUUUUCAUGAAUCCAUAUGAUUGGAUUUCUAUUUUCCUAAUUUUGUCUAAAGAGGAACAGAAGUAUGAGAUCGCAAAGAUGGAUGUGGAAAUAGCAUAUGUUUUGAAAAAGAAACGAAUUCUUCAUCUUGAGGAGGAAUCGAAGGAUCUCAACAAGAUGAAUCUAGGAAAAAUCCGAAAGGACAAAUAG